AUGAAGGCUGAUCACGGAUUCUUGGCACAUUACAGUAGUCACCGCUUCCAAGACAAUCCUGACUCGGUCUUCAAUGAGGCCAUCUUAAGAAAUGAUGUUAAAGUCAGCAGAACUUCAUUAAAUGAGUCUUUAAAGGCCAAUUUCUCCACAUGUUCAUGGCUGAAAGGUAUUCUCGCUUUAAGGUCAUUAUUCUUCUUCUACUCGGUCCCAAAUGGAGGCUUUAUUUCUUUUCCCUGGGCUGCGUACCUCUUGGGCUAUUUUGGUUCCUCCACGAAUUCGUCAGGGUUCGAAGCUGAAAAAAUUGUCUCCUCGCCAUGGCUUGAAGUGAAAUGCCAGUUGAAAAAUAACUAA
This is a messenger RNA of Protopolystoma xenopodis, 351 nucleotides long. The record is from the annotation of a GenBank genome assembly. Lineage: Eukaryota; Metazoa; Platyhelminthes; Monogenea; Polystomatidea; Polystomatidae.